AUGCAUAUACUUCUGUGGUGGGUGAUUAUUCUGUUGUCAGAAAUCAAAUUGCAUGAUAUCCUAAAUACACUCACAGUGGGUAGUUGCUGGUAUGAAGUAGAGAAAUUUAAUUAUCCAAGAAGUCUGGGCCAUCCAUCCGAUGAUUUGUGUUUCUGCAUCUCGGUCUUCCAACAAAUCCCGGGCACACUUUUGGUGAAAGGAUCAUUGCAGCUUAAAGAAAGCCCAGUCUCAGGUGAUGCCUGCUUCUUUUUGGACUUCACUGGUGAUGCCUAGUUCAGCCUCCUCUGUGUGGAUAUGUAAACAAUUUAAGAUCACGAGGCCAAUGGGUGAGGAAUUUUCUAGGCUCAACCCUUGCAAGUUUGUUUUAUCUACUACUGUUUCUAGGUUGACAGUUUUCAGUUUGCAUUUUCUUGGAUUAUUAAUGGCAACUUCAGCGGUUGCCAACAUUAGUCUGCUACAUGGGGAAAACUUAGAUUAAUGUUCUAUUGUAUCACAAAUUUUCUUACAUCAAAUUAAUAAAAAACUUGUGUAUAUUUGUGCUGGAUAAAAAUCAGUGUCUACUUCCAUAUGAGUUACUUUUCUGCAACCAAGUCUACGAUGCAUUCUUAAUUUUUAUUUACAGGGGUUUUUUGUCUGCUGGGGCUUUCUCAUUGAUAUUCCAGCAAUUAGAAGUAGUUUUGAAAGAUAAAUUUUGUAUUGAGAAGGCAUCAGCAGCUGCCUCGUACUCUAAUCGUUCACGAUAACAGUGUAUGAUUUGCUGAACUCAUACUUGUAAGAUUAAAAUUUGUACCAUAUUUUUGGGAUAUUUACAAUGAAAAUGUCAGAAUUCAACUUGUAGCAGUAGAGUGGCAAAAACGCAUAGCAUACAAUGUUUAUUAUAAUUUUCAUGGUUAUGUGAUGAUUUCUUGUGUCAUUAAUUGUUAAUAAUAUUAAUUGCGGCUGUUGUUUUGUUUUAUACACAAUUUCAGCUUUGUUUUUU
Molecule: messenger RNA, 979 nt
Organism: Ilex paraguariensis (yerba mate)
Lineage: Eukaryota; Viridiplantae; Streptophyta; Magnoliopsida; Aquifoliales; Aquifoliaceae
Source: the annotation of a GenBank genome assembly